Arabis nemorensis is the source of this 972-nucleotide messenger RNA. The record is from the annotation of a GenBank genome assembly. NCBI's taxonomy places the organism in Eukaryota, Viridiplantae, Streptophyta, Magnoliopsida, Brassicales, Brassicaceae.
AUGGCGUCUUCUUCUCUUGUCCGAAUCGCUGUUGUCGGAGAUAUCCAUGGCUUCUGGGAUCUAGAUGAAGAUCGUAAAGCUCUUCGGCUACUCCAGCCGGAUUUGGUGCUCUUCACAGGUGAUUUUGGUGAGGAAAACGUGCCACUUGUACAAAGCAUUGCAGCUCUUCCUUUCCCUAAAGCAGUUAUAUUGGGCAAUCAUGAUGCCUGGCGCACCCAUGACUUAUCAAGGAGACAAAACCGUGUUCAAAUGCAACUCGAUAUCCUUGGUGACGAGCACGUAGGAUAUCAACGUUUGGACUUCCCCUCAUUUAAGCUCAGUAUUGUUGGUGGUCGGCCCUUUUCACAUGGUGGGCAUCAAUUGUUUCGUACAAAACUGCUUUACCAGAGGUAUGGAGUUCAUGAUAUGGAUGCCAGUGCAAGGAGUAUUUGUCGUGCUGCACAUGGAACACCAGAAGAUCAUGUGGCUAUAAUUCUUGCACAUAACGGGCCAACAGGUCUUGGUUCUCAAGCAGAGGAUAUAUGUGGAAAAGACUGGUGGGACGAAGGCGGUGACCAUGGUGAUCCAGAUCUAGAGCAGGCAUUACGCCAGUUGAAGGAGACAACGAAGCUGUCGGUUCCUUUAGUUGUGUUUGGACACAUGCAUAAGGAACUGCAAGCGGGUAAAGGAAAUCGGAAAAUGGUUGUGCAAAGUAGCGACAACCAGACCGUUUAUGUCAACGGUGCAAUAGUUCCAAGAGUUAAAGGGAUAAAGGAAAACUGUCAAGGAGGAGAUAGUUGGAGUGGAAUGGGGAGAAAUGAAAUUCCGGUUGGAGCAACGGAGUCUGAGAGUGGUGGCGGGACAAGAAGAGCUUUCACGACUGUGGAAAUUUUAGAUAGGAAAAUCAAGAAAGUAGCAGAAAUUUGGGUACAGGUAGUCGGAAGUAUUGCCAAGAUUGUGGAGGAAAAUACAUUGUUCGAGGAUAUGACCUGA